GUGGAUCCAGUUAGAUCCGAUACUGCAGAAAACAAGUCAAUGGAAUGCUAGCGAAGAACCAUUUAGCUGCUAGUGUUCAGUAGGAAGUUAAGAGUGGCAGUUGCCAAUUCAAAAUGAGAAGGGAUGUUGGAGGCUUGAUUUUCUAGCAUUAAACGGACUUGAUAUAAGUAUCUAGUUAUAGAUGAGACCACCUUGUUGAGUUCUGCAAAUUAUAUGUUUGUCUCUGGAUUCAAGUUCCCAAGCUCGAGGGAGUUUUUGCAACAAUGGAACAUGGUAGCAACACAAUAGACAUGUGACAGACAUGUUCCUGGUUUUCUUUUUUUUUAACAAAAUUCUGAGCUCCUUUUGUAUGUUGUUAUCACGUCUAUAAAUUUCUCAAGUGAGAGCGACUCCUCACAACCUUUUCUUUUCACUCCAAUUACUGUAAUUAAAUUCUUCACCAGUAAAUCUGGACUUGCAGGGUUUUUUUUUUUUUUUCAUUCAAAACCCGAAAAUUAAUAAGGCCUGGGUGUUUUUCGUUCUUUGGAUUUCUCAUUUCUCCUCGACAUCCGAGUAUCAGUCAUUAUUUUCCUGAAGGGGGAAAAAAGAGAGAAUCUGCCAUAUCUCAGCGCUAAAACAGAAAAAUAAUCAUCACAGCUGUGGAUCCAAGUAGAGUUUUUGGGGAAAACGAACUCAGAAUCAACAUAUAUCACAAAUAAUUCGAAAUUUGUUCAUUGAAUGACAAAAAUAGAUAGACUUGAAAGAGGCCAACCCUUUGUUCUUUUGGCAUUUUUCCACCCUUAUCCAUAGAUAAAUACACAAAUCACUUUAGUUUUUUUUUUUUUUUUUUGUGGCUUACCUUAAAUCUUUUGAUAAGCCUCUCAAACUUGUAAUUCCAGCCUGUCUUUCUUUCCUUUCCUUGAACUUUCUCUAUCAAAAUUCCAAAAAACCAGUCUUUUGUCUUUCCUUUCUCAUGAAACUUCCUAAGCUUCACCAACACAAAACAUGCUCUGCACUUUGAUUUGCGGUUACCCUUUUCACAGUUCAACAACCAUGAAGGUGAUGCAGAGAUUUUCACUGAAAGCAAAGUGUUGUUUUAAGCUAUAGUCCUCAAGAGACAUUCAUGGACUCCAACUCAGAUUUCGAUGAUGUCUUCGGUGGUCCACCAAGGAGGUCAUCAGUUCAAGAGACACGAUACAGUUUUUGUGAAAACAUGGAAUCAUCAUCUGGUUUUAGGACAAGUGAUGAAACAGUGGUGGCACCAAGGGAUUCAUGGUCUGGUUUAAGCGAAAAGCCGGUGUUUGGUGAAGAAGGGAUGAUGGUGAAUCGAAGAAGAUACUCCAAAAACGACUUCUUUGGUGAUAUUUUUGGAGGGAGUCAAUCUUUGACUUCUUCUCCAAGAAAGUAUGAGAUGAAGGACCCUUUUGCACCUGUUUCACAGUUAUUGAGUCCUUGUAGGCCUUUGCCACCAAAGGCUGAACCUUUUGCCACUUCAGCUCCUUCUCAAUUCAGCCUUCCUGCUAAAUUGAACAAAGGAACGGACCUCGGCGAUCCCGUAUCUAAAAGCAAGGAAUGGUCUUUGGAUGGUUCAAGUAACUAUGCAUAUUCUCCUAUGUCAAGAUUCUCAGGCCAAGCAAAUCGAGAUAAAGAUCAGGAAAUGAGAAGUAAUUUUCAAGGAAAUUCGAAGGAAGAUUCAAUCAGUUCCGGAAUUCCGGGAAAUGACAACCAGUUUCACUUCUCGAUAUACAAAUGGGCAAACAAAGGAGGCUUACCAUUUCCCAUACCUCUAAGAGGAAAUUAUAGACUAAAAGAAAAGGAUAAACUGCAGAGAUGCUCAAGUGCUAACGGUUGGAUAGCUUGUGAAAGUAUAGCAAUGGAACCAAAAGCAAACUUGCAUAAUAAUUUCAACUCAACUGAUAAAUUGUCAUCACAUGACAUGAAUGAACAUGGAUCUCCUAAUGAUAUGAGGAACAAAGACGAUGAACCUGUUCAAAUUAUCGAGGAAGAAACAUAUAAGCCUCCACGGAAGCCGCAGAAUUUGUUUUUCGACAAUGAAGAUGUCAAUGAACAAGGCCAUGAUGAGAUAAUAAAAAAUGCUGAAACAUCUGAAACGCAAGAGAAGAAGUUGUCUGAAAAUCUUGAUGGUAAAAGCGUUAAGAAACAGGAUAAGAACAAAACGGCUACUUCCAACAAUGUGGGAACCAGUACAAUGAAUGUUAAAAGUUCUCCUAGGAACUCUUGGGAUAAUGGAAAAGGCAGAAUUAGAGCAAAUGUCAAAGAAUUCAUUAAAAUUUUCAACCAGGAAACUUCCCCGAAACCAAGAGCCGAUAAUCAUAGCUCUAGACCGAAGCAAAGACAUAAUGUAAAGCCAGAGACGGAACCAAAUAUUAGUACGAGUGAAAAGGAUGAAAAAUUUUACAUGCCUAACUUGCAACACAAGAAAAAAUCUCCAGAUGUUCCUGUUGGCAAUCAAAUUAAUACCAAUGGCUCAUCAAAAGCUACCGUUUCUGAUGGCUCCAAGACAAUUGCUGAAGAUCCAACAGAGUCAUCUGAGAUCAACUUUUCGAUAGAAGACCUGACACCAGAAGAAGAGAAAGUUUUGCCACAACAUGGCAUUGAUUAUGAAGAAAUACAGGCCAUUGAUGCUAAAAUACGGCAAUGGUCAAAUGGGAAACAAGGAAAUAUCCGUUCACUGCUGUCAACCUUACAAUACGUACUUUGGGCUGAUAGUGGUUGGAAACCAGUGCCUCUUUCUGAUAUAAUUGAAGGAAGAACAGUUAAGAAAUCAUACCAAAAAGCUCUACUCUGUCUUCAUCCAGAUAAACUACAACAGAAGGGUGCUGCCCCUUAUAAAAAGUACACUGCAGAGAAAGUCUUCGAUAUUCUGCAGGAUGCAUGGGAUCAGUUCAACACGCUCGGUUCGAUCUGAUUUACUAUUUGUUCGAUCGCCAUAUUUCAUCUAUUCACAACAAAAAGGAAAACAAAAAUGCAGAGAUUUGAAGGAGAAUGCACAGGAUUAUUUCAUCUUCAGAGAUUUUUUACAAAAAUUGAACAAGGUUAUACAAAAACUGCUUUAUUAUUUGUAUUGGCCAAACUGUGUCCUACAGUUCUUUUCAUUUCUGAAUAUGAAUAUCAUGUUGCAUGCUCAUUAUGGAAUA
Gossypium arboreum is the source of this 3137-nucleotide messenger RNA. Its product is annotated as J domain-containing protein required for chloroplast accumulation response 1-like. Gene Ontology annotation, biological process: clathrin-dependent endocytosis; clathrin coat disassembly. The record is from RefSeq and is a predicted model, not a curated record. Lineage: Eukaryota; Viridiplantae; Streptophyta; Magnoliopsida; Malvales; Malvaceae. The coding region runs from base 1103 to 2908 and encodes 601 amino acids. Gene Ontology annotation, molecular function: clathrin binding. The transcript is spliced from 8 exons. Gene Ontology annotation, cellular component: intracellular membrane-bounded organelle; cytoplasm; vesicle.